Messenger RNA from Penicillium salamii, 1620 nucleotides. The record is from the annotation of a GenBank genome assembly. Lineage: Eukaryota; Fungi; Ascomycota; Eurotiomycetes; Eurotiales; Aspergillaceae.
AUGGCGCCAUCAUUCAUUGGCAUGUCCGGCAGGCCCCUGGGCUUGACCGUGUCGACCAUCGCAACCAUGGGUUUCUUGCUCUUCGGUUAUGAUCAGGGUGUCAUGUCUGGUAUCAUUGAUUCCAAGCCCUUUGCCGAUAUUCUUCCCAUCACCGACGGAAACUCCACCAUGCAGGCCCUGGUGACAGCCGUCUAUGAAUUGGGCUGUCUCGCAGGUGCCAUGUACGCGUUGUUCGCCGGUGACAAGAUGGGCCGUCGUCUUAUGAUCAUCUGGGGAGCCAUCGUCAUGAUUAUCGGUGUCGUUAUUCAGGUUGCCGCCGUCAAAGGUCACGGUGCUACCGCUCAAUUCUUCGUUGGCCGUAUCGUCACUGGUAUUGGAAACGGAAUGAACACUUCAACCAUCCCUACCUACCAGGCCGAGUGUUCGCGCUCUUCCAACCGUGGACUGCUCAUCUGUAUCGAAGGUGGUAUCAUUGCUAUCGGUACUAUGAUUGCCUACUGGAUUGACUUCGGUGCCUCUUACGGUCCUGAUGACCUGGCCUGGCGAUUCCCCAUCGCUUUCCAGGUCGUCUUCGGUGUCGUGAUUGUCAUUGGAAUGUACUACUUGCCUGACUCUCCUCGCUACCUCAUCGCCCAGGGUAAGGUCCACGAGGGCGAGUAUGUCCUGGCUGCUCUCGGUGGCUACGAAAUCGACUCCCAUGAGACUCAGAUGCAGAAGCAGCUCGUUAUCGAGUCCAUCGAGGCUGCCGGUGUUGCCGAUGGCGCUGGAUACUCCGACCUUCUCACCGGCGGAAAGACCCAGCACCUCCGCCGCAUGCUUAUCGGAUCUUCCUCUCAGAUCGCCCAGCAGCUGUCCGGUUGCAACGCUGUCAUCUACUAUCUUCCCGUUCUUCUCAAGCAGUCUCUCGGUCAAGACCACUUCAUGUCCAUGAUCAUCGGUGGUGUUAACAUGAUCGUGUACGCCAUCUUCGCCACAUUCUCCUGGUUCUUCAUCGAGAAGAUUGGUCGUCGCAAGCUCUUUAUCGGUGGUAUGACCGGUCAGAUGGUUUCCAUGAUCAUCGUGUUCGGCUGUCUGAUCCCCGGCACUCCCGGACCUUCCAAGGGUGCCGUCUUCGGUCUCUUCCUCUACAUGUCCUUCUUCGGUGCUUCCAUCCUGCCUCUUCCCUGGUUGUACCCGGCUGAGAUUUCACCUCUUCGCACUCGUGCCAAGGCCAACGCUGUCUCCACUUGCUCUAACUGGCUGUUCAACUUCACUGUUGUCAUGAUCACUCCUGUCAUGAUUGCUAGCAUCAACUGGCGCACCUACCUGUUCUUCGCUAUCAUGAACGCCGUCUUCAUCCCUCCCAUGAUUCUCUUCUACCCUGAGACUGCUGGUCGCUCUCUUGAGGAGAUCGAUCUCAUCUUCGCCAAGGGUUACUGCGAGAACAUGAGCUACGUGAAGGCUGCCUAUGAGUUGCCUAAGCUCACUGAUGAAGAGAUCGAGGCCAAGGCCGCCGAGUAUGGCUUUGAGACCAGCCGUCGCCACGGCGACGUUGAGGGUGCUGGCGCCGAGAAGGGAUCCCCUCGCAGCACUUCCAGCGAUGGCAAGGAGAACCACGAGGACAUUGAAAACUCUCGCUAG